AUGGCUGCCAAAAGACCUUGUGUUGUCGAAGGCAAUACACCAGGGAAACCAACCAGCAAACGACCGGUCGAAGGAAAAUCGAGAAGAUCUUUGUUUAAUAAUGAAACGCAAUACGCAGAGGAUGAAACUAAAGUAUCUUUCGCUUGCAAAACAGAAAAUUGGACUCUUAAAGAGACAUCAGCAUUGGUGCAGUAUAUCUGUUUAUUUUGGAAGGACGCCUGGAACAACAGAUGGCCAAUGGCAAAGGACUUUUGGGACUCUUGUGCACGAGCUGUCAACAAUGUUUGCCAGUCAAAUAGAACAGGUUUGUGGAUUAUAGAAUUCAGAUUUGCUAUCCAUUUUCAACUCUGCAAAAAAUAAAGUGUGGUAUUUAGUGUGUCUAUCCCGUAUCCCACAAUUCUUCAAAAUAUGUAUGUAAUCCAGGGUUUUGAAAGGCAGGACUUUGUGUUUUAUACUUAUUGAAGAAUUUUCUUACCAUCACAUCAUUUUUUUGUCAGGAGCUUCAUGCAGAACUAGAGUGACUAAGCAUUUGUCAAAGGCGUUUAACUCAUUGUCCAAAGCAGAAGAAGCCUUGCAGAUAGAUUAUGUUGGUGGGAAUAAUUUUGGCCGUGGUGGUAUAUUCAACACUGCAAGCAGCACCCCACAUCAUUCAACCAUGGUAGAUGAACCAUUGUCACCAGUGUUUCAGUCAUCGCCAACAGUAAAAUAA
Paramuricea clavata is the source of this 709-nucleotide messenger RNA. NCBI's taxonomy places the organism in Eukaryota, Metazoa, Cnidaria, Anthozoa, Malacalcyonacea, Plexauridae. The record is from the annotation of a GenBank genome assembly.